AUGGAAAAGGGUGACAAGAAAAACAACGACUGUUACUUUUAUUACUAUUCGACUUGCAUGAAGGGAGACAAAUGUCCAUUUCGCCAUGAACCACAAGCAUUAGGAUGUGAAAUGGUGUGCAGUUUUUGGCAAAACGGAAAGUGUGAAAAUGAUCAUUGUACAUUACGCCACAUGGAAUUAAAGAAAAACCGGAAAGCAAUACCAUGUUAUUGGGAAAAACAACCAACUGGAUGUCGCAAGCCAUAUUGUGCAUUUCUACAUACCAAAACCCGUGAUCCAUCUCAAGAUGCAGGGGCUAUUGCGAUGGCAGCUAACACCAUGGCUAUUGAAAAUAGCUUUCGCAUAAAUCCAAUGGCUGGUGUCGCACUUACUGCUGGUCCUGAAGCUGCAUUGCGACAACGUUAUGACCAGCCAUUACGAAUGAAUUGA
Messenger RNA from Macrosiphum euphorbiae (potato aphid), 429 nucleotides. Lineage: Eukaryota; Metazoa; Arthropoda; Insecta; Hemiptera; Aphididae. The record is from the annotation of a GenBank genome assembly.